UGUGAAAGCAGAUUUUCUAAUGUUCCAGGCAUACAUUAACGUCGAAAUGAUAUAAAUGCAUUUGUUUUACAUGUUAAAUACUUCAUGACAUUUGCAUUCUUUUUUCUUACAACAUAAACAAAAUCAAUUCUUCUAACUGUGUUAUCGUAAAUCUAAACGUGAGUUAAGAAUAGGGUUGUAAAAGCAUAUCCAGGCAUUACUAUCUCAAACGCUGUAUGUACUUGUUUGUAUCGAGCAUUGCCAGAGUGAAUAUGGUGUAACGUAUUAUGCGCAAUAUCGAGCAUCUCGACUUUUCUUUCAUUAUGGCUUAAUAUAUUAUUCUUCUUAUUGAAAAAAAAGCCUAUAAAAAUGAAGCAAUGUGAUUCUAACAUAAUUUGAAGUGUAUUCUCAUGACGGCAGAAAAGCUGUGAACAGCAAAAUUUAGCAAGCAUAAACACCAUAACACACUCAGUAAGCAGCGAAUUUCAAGGGUAUAAUUUCAACGAUAUAGAGGGAUUCACUAUAAGUCAACGAAACUGGAGUUAUUUAUGAUCAAUAAUUCAAAUGUCCACAAGAAUCAUAUUGAGUAUAUCCGCGUACUGUCAUUAAAAAAUUGUACAAAGUGUAAAAUUUUUGUAAUUUAUUAUGGGAUUAGCAAAGUCCAUUUCAGCAGCGGCAAAAACAUUGAUGAAUUGGUAUUUGAUAACCUUGUCAAGCAUAAUACUCAAACAGUUCAUUUUUAUUAUGGGUAUCAUGAUUCAGUAAUUACUAUGACUUAAUAUAAUAUACUCAUACUAGCGCCAAUAA
Molecule: messenger RNA, 786 nt
Organism: Schizosaccharomyces japonicus yFS275
Lineage: Eukaryota; Fungi; Ascomycota; Schizosaccharomycetes; Schizosaccharomycetales; Schizosaccharomycetaceae
Exons: 1
Coding region: 528-758 (76 amino acids)
Source: RefSeq, a predicted model, not a curated record